Verticillium nonalfalfae is the source of this 276-nucleotide messenger RNA. RefSeq lists its product as uncharacterized. Lineage: Eukaryota; Fungi; Ascomycota; Sordariomycetes; Glomerellales; Plectosphaerellaceae. Bases 1 to 276 code for a protein of 91 amino acids. The transcript is spliced from 2 exons. The record is from RefSeq and is a predicted model, not a curated record.
AUGCAGGUGUUGAACAUGUUCCAGGUGCUGCAGGCGUAUGUGGCCGUUUACGCCGCCUUUCAGGGCAGGCACAACUCACUAGACGACCAAAUCGUCAGCGAUGACUUUGGCCUCUGUACUUCUGCGCCUCUGCACCAGCAUCUGCACCUCUUCCGUCAGCAUCCUACCCAGACUAUUCACACCCCCUCCCCUCCUCUCCCGUCGACUCGAGCCAACGGCUUGGUCCACCGAUGCAUCGUGAGCAUUCUACUUCGGUGUCCAUAUCCCGACGAAUGA